CUGUGUCAUGUGACUCUCCCAGUCAUCACAUGACCCAUCCAUGUCAGGAAGCCGGAAUUACUUGCAGGGCUAACCUAGUGCCUAUAGCUACGGCAGGUACCUGCAUCCUUGUUUUUGUUUAGUGGAUCCUCUAUCCUUGAGAGACUCUGGACCCCUGUGGUCUUCUCCUCAUCCAAUGACCCUGAGGUGAUGGAGUUUUCCAGAAAGGAAUGUCCCAAGCCUUCGGGUAGGGUAAGCAUCAUGGCCGCCAGCCUCACAGGAUUGCUUCUACUUCAGGCAGUGUCAUGGGCAUCAGGUGCCCGCCCCUGCAUCCCUAAAAGCUUCGGCUACAGCUCGGUGGUCUGUGUCUGCAAUGCCACAUACUGUGACUCUCUUGAGCCCCUGACCUUUCCUGCCCUCGGUACCUUCAGCCGCUAUGAGAGUACACGCAGUGGGCGACGGAUGGAGCUGAGUACGGGGACCAUCCAGGCUAAUCGCACAGGCACAGGCCUGCUACUGACCCUGCAGCCAGAACAGAAGUUCCAGAAAGUGAAGGGAUUUGGAGGGGCCAUGACAGACGCUGCUGCCCUCAACAUCCUUGCCCUGUCACCCCCUGCCCAAAAUUUGCUACUUAAAUCGUACUUCUCUGAAGAAGGAAUCGGAUAUAACAUCAUCCGUGUACCCAUGGCCAGCUGUGACUUCUCCAUCCGCACCUACACCUAUGCAGAUACCCCUGAUGAUUUCCAGUUGCACAACUUCAGCCUCCCAGAGGAAGACACCAAGCUCAAGAUACCCCUGAUUCACCGAGCCCUGCAAUUGGCCCAGCAUCCCGUUUCACUCCUUGCCAGCCCCUGGACAUCACCCACUUGGCUCAAGACCAAUGGAGCGGUGAAUGGGAAGGGGUCACUCAAGGGACAGCCCGGAGACAUCUACCACCAGACCUGGGCCAGAUACUUUGUGAAGUUCCUGGAUGCCUAUGCCGAGCACAAGUUACAGUUCUGGGCAGUGACAGCUGAAAAUGAGCCUUCUGCUGGGCUAUUGAGUGGAUACCCCUUCCAGUGCCUGGGCUUCACCCCUGAACAUCAGCGAGACUUUAUUGCCCGUGACCUAGGUCCUACCCUCGCCAACAGUACUCACCACAAUGUCCGCCUGCUCAUGCUAGAUGACCAACGCUUGCUGCUGCCCCACUGGGCAAAGGUGGUACUGACAGACCCAGAGGCAGCUAAGUAUGUUCAUGGCAUUGCUGUACAUUGGUACCUGGACUUUCUGGCUCCAGCCAAAGCCACCCUAGGGGAGACACACCGCCUGUUCCCCAACACCAUGCUCUUUGCCUCAGAGGCCUGUGUGGGCUCCAAGUUCUGGGAGCAGAGUGUGCGGCUAGGCUCCUGGGAUCGAGGGAUGCAGUACAGCCACAGCAUCAUCACGAACCUCCUGUACCAUGUGGUUGGCUGGACCGACUGGAACCUCGCCCUGAACCCCGAAGGAGGACCCAAUUGGGUGCGUAAUUUUGUCGACAGUCCCAUCAUUGUAGACAUCACCAAGGACACGUUUUACAAACAGCCCAUGUUCUACCACCUUGGUCACUUCAGCAAGUUCAUUCCUGAGGGCUCCCAGAGAGUGGGGCUGGUUGCCAGUCAGAAGAACGACCUGGACACAGUGGCACUGAUGCAUCCCGAUGGCUCUGCCGUUGUGGUCGUGCUAAACCGCUCCUCUAAGGAUGUGCCUCUUACCAUCAAGGAUCCUGCCGUGGGCUUCCUGGAGACGAUCUCACCUGGCUACUCCAUUCACACCUACCUGUGGCGUCGGCAGUGAUGGAGUGGAUACUCAAGCUCAGCCUGGGCAUUAAAAGGACAGAGUCAGCUCACACGCUGUCUGUGGCUAAAGAGGGCACAGCAGGGCCAGGGUGCGCUUACAGCGACAUAAGCCCAAGGGCAGUGGUUUGGGUGAUUCACUUUCCCCUCUAGGUAUUGCCAGGGGCUAGAGGCCCCUAGAAAAAGACCAGUAAGCCCCAGUGUCCCCCCAGCCCCCAUGCUUAUGUGAACGUGCACUGUGUGCUGCUUGCUUUGGAAACUGGGCCUGGGCCCAGGCCUAGAGUGAGCUCACUGUCGUACAAACACAAGAUGAGGGGUGAGGGUAAGGAAAAGAAGAGACUAGGAAAGCUAGGCCCAAAACUGGAGACUGUGUUUCCUGGAGAUGCAGAACUGGGCCCAUGGAGCAGCAGUGUCAGCAUCAGGGCAGAAGCCUUAAAGCAGCAGCAGGUGUGCCCAGGCAGCCAGAUGGUUCCUGUGGGACUAGCCAGGAAAAAUGGCAGCUCUUAAAGGAGAAAAUGUUUGAGCCCA
Messenger RNA from Macaca mulatta (Rhesus monkey), 2318 nucleotides. It is a transcript of the gene GBA1, whose product is annotated as glucosylceramidase beta 1. Lineage: Eukaryota; Metazoa; Chordata; Mammalia; Primates; Cercopithecidae. Gene Ontology annotation, biological process: glucosylceramide catabolic process. The record is from RefSeq and is a predicted model, not a curated record. Gene Ontology annotation, molecular function: glucosylceramidase activity.